Molecule: messenger RNA, 2345 nt
Organism: Hemicordylus capensis (graceful crag lizard)
Lineage: Eukaryota; Metazoa; Chordata; Lepidosauria; Squamata; Cordylidae
Exons: 2
Coding region: 573-1703 (376 amino acids)
Source: RefSeq, a predicted model, not a curated record
GUUAAUUAAAGAUAUCGAUUUCCCUGAUUAUUAUGAGCCAUAUCUGACAUAGUAUUUGUAGCUUGAUGUCUGUAGGUAUCAGGAACUGCAAUGUCUUUGCUUUUCCCCAGCUUUGACAGGGGCUGUGUAUAAACUCUGCUAAGCAAAAUUCUUCCAUCUGAUUCAAUUAUGCACAUUAAAUCUAUUUGCAUAUAACUGAGGAAUUAUUUUGCAUCUGCUAGGCAUGGGGAGAAGAAAGGUGCACUGAAAUCACCAGGUACUGUGCACAUUUCCAAUAUUAACUUGGGAACCAUAAGGACUAGGAACAUCCUCUUAUAAAAUAGAAUUCCCAAAGUCUCAAAUGUGUCUCACAUACUCGCACAGUGAGACAAGGCUGUAAUCUUAUGCACACUUAUGUGAGAGUAGAACCAAUUAAACUCGGUAGGACUUCCUUCGUAGUAAACAUAUAGAAGAGGACUGCAUAUGCAAUUCCUAAUACAAUAAAUACAGCUACCUAAAGGUAGACUUUACAACAUCAGGCAUAAAGAGUAUGCACACGACUAGAGGUGUGGAGGGCAGGCGGGGUGAACACUAUGCAAAACUUACCAUUUUCAGGUAAAGAUUCAGAUAAAACAGAAGGGGACAGAGCAGAACCACAUAAGGAGCAGACACAAGGCUGUGCUAGCUGGUCAAAGAGAUCAAACAGCCAAAAGAAAGAUAGCACACACACCAGAAGAGGCAACUUCUCCAAAAUGAGGAGUAUGGUGAAAAGAAAAUUGAAAGGGAAAAUCAUGAGAGUCACUUCACUCCAGAACACAUGGAGUUUACUCAAAACCACAAUACUAGAAGCCCAGUUAGAAUGUAUACCCAAAAGGAGGAAAGGCACCACCAGGACCAGGAGGAUGCCAGCAUGGCUAACAGGUAAAAUCAAGGAGGCCAUUAAGGAGAAGAAGACUUCCUUCCAAAAUUGGAAGGCCUGCCCAAAUGAGGAGAACAGAAAGGAACACAAACUCUGGCAAAAGAAAUGCAAGGUGACAAUAAGGGAGGUGAAAAGAGAGUUUGAGGAACAUUUAGCUAAAAGCAUCAAGGGGAAUAAUAAAAACUUCUUUAAAUAUAUCAGAAGCAGGAAAUCUGCCAGGGAGGUGGUUAGACCAUUAGACAAUGGGGGAGUAAAAGGGAUGAUUAAGGAGGAUAUGGAGGUUGCAGAGAAGCUAAAUGAGUUCUUUGCAUCUGUCUUCACGGCAGAGGAUACUGAGCAUAUACCUAUUCUUGAACCAGGCUUUUUGGGGACGGAGGCUAAAGAACUGAGUCAGAUAGAAGUGACAAGAGUUGAUGUUCUAAACUGUUUUGAAAAAUUCAAGACUAGCAAAUCGUCAGGGCCAGACAGCAUGCAUCCAAGAGUCUUUAAAGAACUCAAAUGUGAACUUGCCGAUCUCCUCGCUAAAAUAUAUAACUUAUCUCUACAAUCAGGCUCUGUACCAGAGGACUGGAGAGUAGCAAAUGUAACAUGGAUUUUCAAAAAGGGAUCCAGGGGCAAUCUGGGAAAUUACAGGCCUGUUAGCUUAAUGUCCGUUCCAGGCAAACUGAUGGAAAGCAUGCUCAAGGAUAAAAUUGUAAAGCGCAUAGAAGAACAGGCCCUGCUGGGGAAGAAUCAGCAUGGCUUCUGCAAAGGUAAAUCUUGCCUCACAAACAUUUUGGAGUUCUUUGAGAGUGUCAACAAGUGAUAUAGUAUACCUGGACUUCCAAAAAGCUUUUGACAAAAUUCCUCAUCAAAGACUCUUGAGGAAACUUAGCAGUCAUGGGAUAAGGGGACAAGUACAUGUGUGGAUUGCUAACUGGUUGAAGAAUAGGAAACAGAGAGUAGGUAUAAAAGGAGAGUUUUCACAAUAGAGGGAUGUAAAAAUUGGGGUCCCCCAGGGAUCUGUACUGGGACUGGUGCUUUUUAAUUCAUUCAUAAAUGAUGUAGAAGAAGGGGUAAGCAGUGAGGUGGCCAGAUUUGCAGGUGAAACCAAACUCUUUUGGGUAGUGAAAUCCAAAACAGAUUGUGAGGAGCUCCAAAAAAGAUCUCUCCAAACUGGGUAAGUGGGCAACAAAAUGGCAAAUGUGCUUCAUUGUUGGCAAGUGUAAAGUGAUGCACAUUGGGAUGAAAAACCCCAACUUCAAGCAUAUGUUGAUGGGAUCUGAGCUGUCGGUGACUGACCAGGAGAGGGAUAUUGGGGUCAUGGUGGACAGCUCGUUGAAAGUGUUGACUCAAUGUGCGGCAGCUGUGAAAAAGGCCAAUUCCAUGCUAGGGAUCAUAAGGAAGGGGAUUGAAAAUAAAACUGCUAAUAUUAUCAUGCCCUUAUACAAAACUAUGGUGUGGCCAC